This is a messenger RNA of Phaedon cochleariae (mustard beetle), 2082 nucleotides long. Lineage: Eukaryota; Metazoa; Arthropoda; Insecta; Coleoptera; Chrysomelidae. The record is from the annotation of a GenBank genome assembly.
AUGUCAUAUUUGCCACCAGAAAUAUUGGUCAAAGAAGGAUUUGAAAGACCAUCUUGCGAAAAGAGUUUCGCGUGUCACAUUUGCGAAAAAAGUUUGGAAGUAAACCUUAAGAUGCACACUGGCGAAAAACCCUUCGAGUGCUACAUCUGCCAUAAGAAGUUUGGGAAGGGAAGAGGUUUGAAUUACCACCUCAUGGUGCACACUAGCGAAAAACCCUUCAAGUGCGACAUUUGCCCUAAGAAGUUCAUACUGAAGAAAAGAUUGACUGAACACCUCAACACUCAUAAUGGGGAAAAACCCUUCGAGUGUGGUAUUUGCCACAAAAAAUUUGGUCGAAAAGAUAAUUUGACAAAUCACAUUGUGGUGCAUACUGAUGAGAAACGCUUCAAGUGUGACAUUUGCCAUAAGAAGUUUUGGCUGAGAAAAAGUUUGAAUUUCCACCUCAAGAUGCACACUGGCGAAAAACCCUUCAAGUGCGACUUUUGCCCUAAGAAGUUCAUACUGAAGAAAAGAUUGACUGAACACCUCAUCGCUCAUAAUGGGGAAAAACCCUUUGAGUGUGGUAUUUGCCACACGAAAUUUGGUCGAAAAGGGGAUUUGAAAAGACACCUGGUGACGCACUCUGCUGAGAAACCCUUCCAGUGCGACAUUUGCCAUAAGAAGUAUUGGCUGAGAAAAAGUUUGAAUUACCACCUCAAGAUGCACACUGGCGACAAACCCUUCAAGUGCGACAUUUGCCCUAAGGAGUUUAUACUGAAGAGUAGAUUGAAUCAACACCUCAACGCGCAUAAUGGGAAAAAACCCUUCGAGUGCGGUAUUUGUCACACAGAAUUGGCUCGAAAAGGUAAUUUGAAAAGACACCUUAUGAUGCACACUUAUGAAAAACCCCUCGAGUGCGAAAUUUGUCAUAAUGAGUCUCUGCACACCGGUGAGAUACCAUUUGAGUGCGAUAUUUCCCACAAGAAUUUAGGGAAUAAAGGAAAUUUGAAUGAACACCUCAAGAUGCAUAGUGGGGAAGAACCUUUCGAGUGUGGUAUUUGCCAUAAAUUUUUUUAUAAAAAAGAUGUUUUGACGAGACACCUUAGGAUUCACACUGGCGAAAAACCCUUCAAGUGCGACAUCUGCCCUGAGAAGUUCAUACUGAAAAGAAGUUUGAAUGAACACCUCAAGGUGCAUCAUGAGGAAAACGCCUUCGAGUGUGGUAUUUGCCACGCAAAAUUUGGUCGAAAACAUGUUUUGAAAAAACACCUCAUGAUUCACACUGAUGAGAAACCCUUCAAGUGCGACAUUUGCCCUAAGAAGUUUAGGCAUAGAGGAAAUUUGAAUGUACACCUCAUUGUGCACACUGGCGAAAAAUCCUUCGAGUGCGAUAUUUGCCAAAGAAAAUUUGGUCGAAAAGAUCAUAUGAAAAGACAUAUUAUGAAGCACACUGAUGAAAAACCCUUCAAGUGCGAAAUAUGCCAAAAGGAGUAUAAAGGAAAAGAAGGUUUGAAGGUACAUCUCAGAGUGCACACUGGCGAAAAUCCCUCUGAGUGCGACAUUUGUCCCAAGAAGUUCAGACUGAAACGGACUUUGAAUGAACACCUCGAUGUGCAUAAUGUGGAGGAACCCUUUGAGUGUGGUAUUUGCCACAGUGAAUUUGGUCAAAAAAUGGUAUCAAAAAAGCACCUCAUGGUUCACACUGGUGAGAAUCCCUUCGGGUGCGACAUCAUCCAUGAGAAGUUGAGGCAAAAAGAAAUUAUUAAUAAACACCUUAUGGCCCACAAUAGUGUGACACCCUCUGAGUGUGAAACGAAUAAAUGCCUUGAGGUAGAACCUGGUAAAGUACCAGUUGAAAGUCAUACUUGUGAUGAUGAAAAUGUCUUGAUAAAAGGCCAUCUAAUUCGACACUCCAAUAGUGGAAGACCAUCCACAUGUGAGGUUGGUGAAUAUGGUGGUGAUUCUUUCGCAUCAGAAGAAGACCAUUUCAAAACCAAUAACACUGAUGAUAAGUUCAAGAUUGAAAUCGAAUACAACGAAUUUUCAUUGGACGCCGUGGAUGAUGUUGAAAUAAAGAAGGAAGACAUCUUCAUAAGGUACUGA